Molecule: messenger RNA, 1908 nt
Organism: Leucoraja erinaceus (little skate)
Lineage: Eukaryota; Metazoa; Chordata; Chondrichthyes; Rajiformes; Rajidae
Product: hepatic lectin-like
Exons: 5
Coding region: 252-752 (166 amino acids)
Molecular function (GO): signaling receptor activity
Source: RefSeq, a predicted model, not a curated record
UGUAUGUCAUUCCCCCACGGUGAUCAAAACUGUGCUCAUUCUCCCAAGCUGUGUUCUAACAAGGGUCGUGUGAGUUUCUAGCAAAAGCCCUCUGGUCUUAUAUGAAAUGAAUCGUCUAAUCGCGACAUGGGUCGCAGGAUGCAAAUCCCAUCUAUUUAAACGUGAAUGUGUGUGGUAACAUUAUUUCCAUUUUAGUGGUACAGUUGCUGAGCGAAACGAAGACGUCAGUUGAAGAUAUUUCGAGGCUCGCUAUGGAGACAAGCGUUAAAGUUCAACGGUGCUGCACCUUGCCACGUGAACCCUGUCCUUUGAUGCCACCUCAAAUACCAGGUCCAAUUAUCUUUGUCGACAUGUGGAUACCCUUCGAUCAAGCAUUGUAUUAUUUCUCAUCAACUCGCGGAACUUGGAAUGAAUCUCAAACUUCCUGUGCCUCUAUGAACUCCAACCUUGUGGUCAUUACCAGUUUAAGGGAGCUGGAAUUCCUCUUUCGGUCUCAACUCUUCGACAGCUGGAUUGGACUCCAUGACCGUGCAAGAGAAGGAACCUGGCGUUGGGUGGAUGGCACAGAUUAUGAAUCUAAUGCCAAGUUCUGGGGAUUAGGGCAACCCCAAGUAUCUCCGGGAAUAGAGGAAGACUGCGUUGUGCUAUCAGAACGUGGAACAUGGCACGAUUGGCCAUGCCGUUCCAUACAUCACCUCAUCUGCGAAAGACCAUUAACAAUGAUGUCUCAAUCCAUGGUACCUGGUGAUUAAAUUCGGCCAUGAAGCUCUUUGUAAAUCGAUACACCACGUACAUAGAACGGGCGGGCAGCAGUCUAGUACUGGGAUUGAUAAAGAAAAGCACGAUCAGACGUCUUCUGAUCACAUCUACCCCCUAAUCAUUAUAUCUGGCCCAAUGCUCAGUGCUCACAUUAAGCUUUGCUCUUUUAUCUCCACCCUGCGGCUCUAAAGACUCAAUACCCUCAAUAACCUUUGCUGUGAGACCAAGAUCCAAUAUUGCAGAAUAAAGCAACUUAAUCCCUGGUGCUUCCGCUCCCUCACGACGUCAUAUAGAAACAUAGAAAAUAGGUGCAGGAGUAGGCCAUUCGGCCCUUCGAGCCUGCACCGCCAUUCAAUAUGAUCACGGCUGAUCAUCCAACUCAGUAUCCUGUACCUGCCUUCUCUCCAUACCCCCUGAUACCUUUCGCCACAAGGGCCACAUCUAACUCGCUCUUAAAUAUAGCCAAUGAACUGGCUUCAACUGCAUUAUGUGGCAAAGAAUUCCAGAGAUUCACCACUCUCUAUGGGAAAAAUGUUUUUUCUCAUCUCGGUCCUAAAAGAUUUCUCCUUUAUCCUUAAACUGUGACCCCUUGUUCUGGACUUCCCCAACAUCGGGAACAAUCUUCCUGCAUCUAGCCUGUCCAACCCCUUAAGAAUUUUGUAAGUUUCUAUAAGAUCCCCCCCCAAUCUUCUAAAUUCUAGCGAGUAGAAGCCGAGUCCAUCCAGUCUUUCUUCAUAUGACAGUCCUGACAUCCCAGGAAUCAGUCUGGUGAACCUUCUCUGUACUCCUUCUAUGGCAAGAAUGUCUUUCCUCAUAAUUAGGAGACCAAAACGGUAGGCAAUACUCCAGGUGUGGUCUCACCAAGACCCUGUACAACUGCAGUAUCCGGCAAUUUAGAACCAAAGCUCUCCUGGGAAGUCCUCUAUUCACAAUGCUCUUUCGUAACUGUAUUCUCCAGCGCUCUCCUUUGAUGGAUAUAUAUACAUCUGUCUAGUUCCCGAUACCGCUGGCACUCGGUGCUCGCUCUGACAGCACAAGGUUCCGCUGUCAUAAAACAAGUCUGGUUGAUAGCGUAUCCUCUCCGUACACUCCUCUCACUUCCCUGUAACCACCCACCCUCCCCCGCCUCAACCCCUCGCCUCACCCCCC